AUGGAUGACGACUCAUUCUUCCUCUACGGUAUCGGCGAAAAACCAGAUGCUCUAACCCUCGGCAGCCUGGUGCUGGAGAAGUACUGGAUGCCCCUCAUCGCGCGCCAUUACACACAUGAUCCACUCCGAGGAGAAUAUCUAGAAGCCCAUGCAUGGACAAGUAAACUCGACAACCUGGUCCUCCAUGGCCGCACUCGAGUCAGUCCUGGCAUCGGGGUGAGCGGCUUCGACAUCGUCGAUCUGCGACUUGCAUGGAAUAAAGACCAAGAGCGCUAUGUGACUGCCAAAUCUGGGCAGAAGAUCACUCUCAAAGACCCCAAAGCAUUCCUCACCACCCAAAUCCUGCCAAACCCCAAAGCCCGCUCCACCCUCAAACUCUGGCUCUCUUCCGCCCGCAGCGACUACGUAAUGAACAUGCGGUGGGCCCGCAGACCCAAGAUCUGGUUCCUCACCGGCCUCUAUCUGCUAUCGGGCGCACGUACAAUCGUCCGCAAAUCAUCCUCAACGCAUAUCGACGUCGGACUCAGUUCCGCCAUUGUAGGGGCUCUUGGCGGUGUACCAAUCGGGGGUUCUGUAUCGCUGGGUCAGGGCGAUAUGUGGGAAAUGACCAUGGGUAUGGAAGAGGAGCAUGUCUGGGCCGCGCAGUAUCGGCUAAUUGAUGCGAAAUACAUCUCUGCUUCUACUUCAGCCACAAAACAGAACGAGGAGAUGGCGUUGCCGCCGACGAUGUCGUUGUAUAAGGAUAUCCUGAGUGUGCGAAAUAAGAGAACAGCGAGCCAGAUUUCUCGAGACGCGGCAGAUGUGGAUGUUGAACUGGGGCUGGAGCCGUUGAUUCAUGAUUCUGCAGAUUUGACUACGGAUGCAGUCGUGGAUGCAGUGCCGCCGAAUAGGGCGGCAGAAGUUAUAACUAUUGUUCCAGAGGAGGCGGAAGAAGAAGAAGAGUCGGAAGAAGCGUUUAAGGAAUAUGAGAAAAGACUUGAAGAGGCUAUACGGAUGUUUGAGGCUGCGCCUCCGCGGUUUCUUGAGCGAUGA
This is a messenger RNA of Talaromyces marneffei, 1032 nucleotides long. RefSeq lists its product as uncharacterized. The record is from RefSeq and is a predicted model, not a curated record. The coding region runs from base 1 to 1032 and encodes 343 amino acids. NCBI's taxonomy places the organism in Eukaryota, Fungi, Ascomycota, Eurotiomycetes, Eurotiales, Trichocomaceae. The transcript has 3 exons.